UAGGGGCCAGCGGCUCCCAUGUCCCCUCUCUCGCAGGACACGCUGGACUCCCGGCGCGUGGAGCUGUGCCGCCGGAACGAGCAGGCCUCCUCGGACCGGUGCAUGGCCGUGCUCAUGGAGCUGUCGGAGGAGCUGGAGGAGCGGGUCCGCGAGGGGACCUACUCGGUGCCCGGGGGCUACCAGCGGCUCCUGGCCGACCAGCAGGAGAUGGCGGAGAGAUACCAGCUGGUGCCUGGGAAGGGGCUCAUGGCGGCCGAGAUGCUGCAGCAGUUCCUGAAGUCCAAGGAGACGGUGGCCCAGGCUGUGCUGCAGACGGACCAGAGCCUGACGGACAGACAGAAGGAGAUCGAAGGUGACUGCAGCGGGGGGCCCCUAGCGCGUGUCCCCCCCUUGGGUCUGUGGGUCUGCUGACCCCUUGACCAGAGACUCACCCCCGGUCCCCUCGGCCCCACACGCCCAGGGCUCUGCAGGGGAGGGGCCCGUGCCCUCGCAGGCCUGGCGCCCCCAGUGCAUCUAUUAGUGCAACCAGCAUGCAAGCUGCUUGCACCCAAUAGUGUGACUAAUGUGAUUAGUGCACACACUAAUGUGACUGCAUGCCAGUUGCACUAGUGCAACUGGCAUGCAGACUGCUUGUGCG
Pelodiscus sinensis (Chinese soft-shelled turtle) is the source of this 637-nucleotide messenger RNA. The record is from RefSeq and is a predicted model, not a curated record. Lineage: Eukaryota; Metazoa; Chordata; Testudines; Trionychidae.